Mytilinidion resinicola is the source of this 2155-nucleotide messenger RNA. RefSeq lists its product as uncharacterized. Gene Ontology annotation, cellular component: nucleus. The record is from RefSeq and is a predicted model, not a curated record. Gene Ontology annotation, biological process: DNA-templated transcription. Gene Ontology annotation, molecular function: DNA binding; zinc ion binding. Lineage: Eukaryota; Fungi; Ascomycota; Dothideomycetes; Mytilinidiales; Mytilinidiaceae. The transcript is spliced from 3 exons. The coding region runs from base 1 to 1815 and encodes 604 amino acids.
AUGACAGCGUUCACGCUCUUUCACCAACCUACAAUUCGCCAAAAGAUAUAUAACAUUAAAAAUCAACUGCACAGCAAGGCACUCAUCGCGGCCAUCUGUUCCUUCGCAGCACGUUUUGUUGCCGGGUAUCCCGACGCACCAAGGACUCCAGAGACAACUCCGAAAGAAAUCCCACCUAUACAGGACCACGAACGCAUGCACAAGCUUGCGAUGAAGUGGGUCCUGGAAGCACUCAAUGAAUGCGAAGACGAGACUCCUCCACUUUGCGUUCUUCAAGCUCUAGUACUUACGACCUUCUAUAAAUUAACAGAAGGAGUUCGUGGAAGAGCUUGGAGAUUGCUGGGAACGUGCGUUAGGAUCGCAUACGAGUUACGGCUCAACUUCAUCGACAUUGACCGGCCAGACUACAGCUCUGAUGUAGAUAAGUGGUGCGUAGAUGAAGAACGUAGACGCUGUUGGUGGGCUAUAUGGGAGAUGGACGUAUUUGCUAGUUCUAUCAGGCGAUGCCCCACUGCCAUCGACUGGACAACGAACGAAACUUAUCUUCCGGCCAAGGACAGUUGCUGGUUCAACGGGCGAUAUCAGAAAUCUUGCUUCCUGGAGCUGAAUGCCACUGACCGAGUGAACUCUCUAAGAGACUCCGGCAAUCGAGGUGCCGACGCUUGGUUCAUCGUCCUCAACUCUAUGAUGCACGAUGCCCAACUGCUCUCCAAUAUGUCCACUGUUCUGCCCGAUAUCGACCCAGACAACAACGUAGCACAAAUGAUUCAAUACUUUCAAAAUCAGUUUAAGGGGAAAAAGUUAGAGGACGCAGAGAGGAAGCUACCGGGACUGGAGAAUGCUCUACGCUCGUUUAAUGCGACCCUCCCGACAGAGCUUUCUUAUACCGGGGAAUAUCUUAGCUUUAUGAAGGGCGAAACUUUAUCCAGCGCUACCAUAUUAGCCAGGAGACAAGACGUUGCAAAAUAUAGCAUCCAGAUUACCUUUCAGCUCACCAAGAUCAUGAUAAAUCAUCAUUACGCCUUCAGGGAAGUGGCGGCUGGUAAAAGGACAACCGAGAAUUCAAGAUACACGGGCCUAAACUGGAACACGGUAGAGCCAGAAGUACCAACAAAUGCUCAAGGCCUUCAGAACUGUAUGGAUUCGGCGGACGACAUCCUCGCAAUCCUAACACGAUGCUCAGAGCAAUAUGUGCAAUACGUCAACCCCUUCCUCGCCAGCACCAUUUGGCUGGCUACGGCACUGCAAGUUCUCCGCAAGGUGUUCUCUGGUAACUCCAACUCAGACCUCAUUGUAUCUAAAUGCGAGGUCUUGCGGAGCCACUGCGAACAAUAUUCGCAGGUCUGGGGAACACCAUUGGCGCUGAUGGAAAACUUGGACACACUCGAAGAGCGAUUGCGUGAGAAACAAAGACAAAGGUAUGACAUCGGAACAACGUCAGCUCAGUUUGUCCCUCGAGGAAGUUCUGAAGAGAAGACUCAAACCUCUUCUAGCAAUGAGCAGAAUCAAGGCCCAGUGCCAGAGAUGGACUGGAUGACGUGGCAGCAGCGGCACUACGUGUUCAACCCAGACGCCGGUUUCAACACUGUGCAGGGCAUUCCACCGCAGCAAUACUACGUGCCAAACAUCCCUCUCGAUUACACGCAGGUGCCGUAUACUGGAUUAGAAGGGGAACCCUAUUCGGUUCCACCGUCAAUGCCUGCCGCAACAUCGGUCCCGGCCCGAACGAUAGAGAACGUCAAUCCAAGCACGGAGUUCGACAGCGGCUUUUCUAAAUACCUGCAGACACUCAUGUCCGAUUCUUAUACUAAAUGAUUACCGAGUGUCUGCCAGCUCGUAUCUGUAGGACAUGGAUUCGUUGCUAUCUCGGACAGUAAAAGGGAAUAGCUAUGGAGGAAGGAAACGGAAAAGAUCUCAUUUUUCUUCUCUCAUUUGACCCCGGAGUAUACGAUGGCGGGUUUUGGCAUCAACAACUAUAUACCCCUACUUUUUUGACGGCGGGGACGGAGCAUCAAAAUUGCAUCACAUGAUUGGGGAAGGGCGUUUGGUCGUGGGCGCAUUCAUCCAUCUUGCAUCAAAAUGGUCUUUGAGUGUGAACAUAGGUGUAAAGACAUACUCGACACACUCAUUAUAAUACAUAUUAAUAAGUUGCUAC